Messenger RNA from Esox lucius (northern pike), 4372 nucleotides. RefSeq names its product inositol-trisphosphate 3-kinase Cb (gene itpkcb). The transcript has 8 exons. Lineage: Eukaryota; Metazoa; Chordata; Actinopteri; Esociformes; Esocidae. The record is from RefSeq and is a predicted model, not a curated record. Gene Ontology annotation, biological process: inositol phosphate biosynthetic process. Gene Ontology annotation, cellular component: nucleus; cytoplasm. The coding region runs from base 466 to 2604 and encodes 712 amino acids. Gene Ontology annotation, molecular function: inositol tetrakisphosphate kinase activity; inositol-1,4,5-trisphosphate 3-kinase activity.
ACAGUGUAAAGACGUCACACCCACAUCACACCAGAGACUUCUUCCUAGCCUAAACAAGCAAGGAUAAGAAUGACAGUUGCAGCGUCAAGCAGGCAGGCCGAUACACUUCAACACAACUAAGAGAUAUGGGACAUUCCAAUAUUUGAUCAACGUGUUCCUAUUAUUUUCCAUGCUCAUUUACGACGAGUGGAAUACCUAACGCAUUUUUUUUGUUUCGCCUUGUUUCUGAUGAACACAUUGCUUUGAAUCCUCUGCACAGACAUUGUUGACGAAAAUGCCAAUUUUUAUAACGCUCAGCCUCAGUUUAUUUUGAUUGCCAGGUUCAGAUCAAAUAUUUUGCCUGUUACACCAAUCUAGUGCUUGACUGCACAGUGGAUGACGUGGCAGGCAGCCAUUCGUUAAUCCAUCCGACCAUUAUCUUGGAAGGUGUGACUUGUGGGGAAUGUGUGGUCCUAUGCUUACAGAAUGGGUCAAGAGCACUCUGGCGUUUCGUACUCUGCUUCUCCGCGCAAAGCCAAAUGGAAAGCGAGUGACCGGUUUUAUGGGAAAUUAAUAAAAAAUAAGCAGUUGCAGUCGCUCGAUGGAACCCCACCAAGUCAGUCAGAGUUAGGGCUGGUAAUUGGACCUGGGCAUUCGGAAACCGGUCGUGGUGACGGACGAGUUAAGUUGUUGAGAGGCUGGACCGAGUCGGAGGUGGAGGGCCACGGAAUUUCGGUCACCGAAUGCCCAUCUGGAAUUAAUUAUGAAAAGACUCUGGUUUUUAAAGGCGACGCUUUGACGGAGGGAGCAACCGACGCGUCCUUCGAUGCGAGGGGCUUGAAUACACAGGCCUACAGAUUCGACGGAACCGGCAGUGUAAUCACGCAGCACGGCGGCCCAGAAACAACUGGAGAGGAUCAUGCCUGGAAUGUCCCGGCAAGGGAAAUGGAAAACAAGUCAUUCGGAAUCAAUAUACAGGGUGGGGUUGCUUCCGAUGUCCGUUUGUUGUCAGGAAUGGUACCACCGGAUGGUUCAGUCCAGCGGCUCACCUCGGGUGACGAGAAUGUGCGACAGACCCUGGCAUCACUGAGCUUGCGUCUGGACAAGCCUCUGACGACUUGCCUGUUAGAACCCAUAACGAAUAAUAUACCUCAAACGGAGGUCGAAAAGACCCAAUCGAACUUUACCACUGUUUCCUGCGAGCCCAACGCUGUCAGGGACAUUGACCAAGGCAAUUGCCCACUCAGUUGUUCAGUUAAGUCGGAGAAUCAGGAGGAUCCCUCGACCAACUCUGCAAAACAGCCACUAGAACCGAUCCAAAGUCCACUAUGUAGCCAAAGUUUCCCCGGUACUAUCCCAAAGCUGAUCAUAACCAGAGACCCAAGUCCCACUCGGGGUCAGGACACUCUAGAUACAAGAACUGUAGGACUUGAAGUCGGCGGAUCAUCCCUGGACCCACGCGUUGAAGAUGAGUCUCCCUGCUCGGAUAGUGGCUGUGGAGGCUCCCCGGCUUUGACGCGGGGUGACAGAAAGCUUUCCAACUCGUCCUCAGCGGGCUGCUUGUCCUCCGCCUCGUCGUUUGAGGAGUCCGAGGAUGACAUCACCUCCAGUGACAUCGAGUCCAGUCUCUCCCCGAGUAAAUGUUACACUCUCGGCAGUCCGGACGAGGGCACGUGGGUCAAGCCGUGGCAGAAGCUGAAGACCAUGGUACAAUGGUCCCCCUUUGUCGUGUCCUUGAAGAGGGUUUACCCCUGGGUGCAGCUCGCCGGGCACGCAGGGAACUUCCAGGCGGGGGAGGAUGGGCGUCUGUUGAAGCGAUACUGUGAGACUGAACAGCUGUGUCUGCAGAAGCUGAUGGAGGACAUCCUGCGGCCCUUCGUCCCUGGCUACCAUGGCGUUGUGCGUAGGGACGAGCAGGACUUCAACCUGAUGGACGACCUGCUGGCUGACUUCGACUCCCCCUCCAUAAUGGACUGCAAAAUGGGCACCAGGACCUACCUGGAGGAGGAGCUGCGGAAGGCCAGGGAGCGUCCGCGACUACGCAAGGACAUGUAUGAGAAGAUGGUGGCGGUGGACCCCGGGGCGCCCACGGAGCAGGAGAGGGCGCAGAAGGCCAUCCUGAAGCCCAGAUACAUGCAGUGGCGGGAGACCCUCAGCUCCACCGCCACCCUGGGCUUCCGGAUCGAGGGCAUCAAGAGAGCGGAUGGGACAUGCAACACCAACUUCAAGAAGACCAAAGACCGGGCCCAGGUGAUGCAGGCCCUGGGGGACUUUGUGGGUGGCGACAUUCAGAUCCUGAAACUCUAUCUGGAACGUUUGAAGGAGCUGCGAUCAGUUCUGGAGGAAUCACAGUUCUUCAGAACACAUGAGGUGGUGGGCAGCUCCCUGCUGUUUGUGCACGAUGCAUCGGGGAAGGCCCAUGUGUGGAUGAUAGACUUCGGGAAGACAGUGCCCCUGCCCUCCCCCGUCACCCUGGACCACCGGACCCCCUGGACGGAGGGCAACCAUGAGGACGGCUACCUGUGGGGUCUGGACAACCUCAUUGACGUCCUGGGUACCAUGCUUCCCCCCCAAUGCCUAAGCGAGGAGGGAGGCGGAGACACUUCCCAACUACAUCCCAUUUAGAGCAGAAGAUGAAAGUGGGAGCUGACAGAGAACUGUUUGUUUUGUUUACCAUAAUUGGAUCUGAGACUGGAGAAAUGGUGUGAAGGGAAGGGGGGGGGGGGGUUGACAGUGAGAGAAAGCACACAAUGCAUGUUAGACGAUGGGUCUGUCGCUGUGGCCCUCCUCAGCAAUCAUGUGGAGAACCCAACCACGCCAACAGACGGGUCACCUGUUGUUCAUUUCUUUCAUUAUAAGUGUCCUUUGAUGUAAUGGAGAAUGUGUUAUUUUAACUAUGGACAGUUUGACUUUAUCAAACCUCUUUUACAUACAUGUAUUUGACAACACUAGAACAUUGGAAAUACCUGUAUAUUUAAACUCCAGUGCUUAGCUUAUUUAUGUAAAUCACUUUAUUUAAAAAUAUAUAUUUUGCCUUAGCCUCUCCUGUCUUUGUACUUUUUCUGUGCCUAGAUUUUGGAUUGUAGGCUUUUUUUUUUUUUUUUUAAAUAUAUAUAUUUUUUACCAUUCUAAAGUUUGUUGGAGAGUUAAACUGAUGCCUGUAAUAUUAUAUUUUUGUAGGUUUGAUUUGACACAUGAUGAAAACUAGAGGCUGUUGUUGAUUGGCUCUGUCUAACCAACAUGGUAUCUGAUUGGCAGUUGACCCAGUUGUUUGAACUAGAUAGAAUUGUGUUUUUUCUUUUAUAUUUUCCCGCAGAGUUGGCAUAUGACUGGGUGGUCAUGACUAACUACACUGUAUUGCACUAUAGGGUUAUUUCGCAAAAGCCAUUGAACAAAGCGAGUCCUGCCCAUGUCUGAUUAUGGGUUCAGUCUGCCAUAAGCUAAAUAUUUUCUGAUUAAUGAAAUUUGACCCAAAGUCAGAAUUGUGACCAUUAUAUGUUCAAUGUUACUUUAUUUUUCUGGGAUGGGCAAUGAUUGUCCUGACAUCGGAAAUGACUAGCCUAGUAGAACAAGUCACCUUAAACUGGAAUUAUGAUGAAAUGUAUGUCUUUAAAUAACUGGAAGAUUUGUAUUUUAUUUAGUAUACAAUAAUUUCUUCCAAGUCAUUGGGGUGACUUUUUUUCUAACUGCAGGAGAUUUCUGCAUCUUUCUUUGUUUUGUUUUUUUGUAUAGUUGUUCUUUCAGGGUAUGGGAAUGAUGGUUAAACACUACCAUUCCUCUGUGAGUUGAGAUAUCAAUGUGCAUACCCAAGCUUCCCAUAAUGACUUCACUGAAUGUGCCACGUCAAGAGUUGCUGAGACUGUAGAUCUGUUAGCCAACAUUCCUACAUAUGUCUUGUUCCAUAUCCUUCAGCUAUGUCCAAAUUUGUUUUUGUAUGUGAGCAGAUUCCUCUAUCUGGAUAAUAGAUGGCUUCUGUGUGACUAUAUAUCACUGUAAAUCAGCAUUGACCCCAUGGAACUGGAAUUCUAUUUCUACUGUGGACAACUCUCUCAAACAUUCCACACAUAAAAGCACAUUAUGGAACAACGUAUUGUUUUGUUUACAAAGUAUUAUAUGAAUAUGUAUCUUACAUACCAUAUUUUAUUGUCUUAGCCAAUGACAUGUCAGAUUUUCAGACUGCGGCUGAGAGCUCGACUGUGUAUUAUGGUAGGGGGCUGUGGAGGUCUGAUGUCUUUUAAUUGGGAGAAGCCUUUUUCCUCUGUGCUGUACUUCAGGAGACAGUGCAUUACAAGAUGCUGGGGAAGAUUGUUCUGUUCUUGGGAUUUAGACUGGUCCCUUUUCUCUUUUUCUAGAAGGCCAUUCAUUGCAAUAAACUGGAAACAAAAUCCUUGCA